Messenger RNA from Magnolia sinica, 2253 nucleotides. Its product is annotated as putative pectinesterase/pectinesterase inhibitor 24. The record is from RefSeq and is a predicted model, not a curated record. Gene Ontology annotation, molecular function: pectinesterase inhibitor activity; pectinesterase activity. Bases 1 to 1695 code for a protein of 564 amino acids. The transcript is spliced from 2 exons. Gene Ontology annotation, biological process: cell wall modification. NCBI's taxonomy places the organism in Eukaryota, Viridiplantae, Streptophyta, Magnoliopsida, Magnoliales, Magnoliaceae.
AUGUCUUCCUUCAAAAGCUAUGGAAAAGUCUACGAAGUUGACCAAGAGAGACUCGAAGCUCGUCGUACAACAAGGAAAAGAAUCGCCAUCGUAGCCCUAUCAGCAAUCGUCCUCGUCGGAAUAAUCGUCGGCGCCGUUGUGGGGACGUCUGCAGGCGGCCCAGACCCGAAAUCCGAAUCCAACGGCUCGAUGAGUGGGACCGAUUCACUCUCAACGUCCAUCCAGGCCGUGUGUAAGGUGACCCAGUAUCCCGACUCGUGUUACAGCAGCCUAAAACCACUUAUCAACUCGACCCGAGUCGACCCGGUCGAGCUCUUCCGUUUAUCUCUGCAGGUAGCGAUGGACGAAGUAUCCAGAGCGUUGGAUCGGAUGUCAGUACACGGAAUCGACGACGCAGCUAUAAAUGAUUGCAAGGAGCUGGUGGGCCUCACAGUAGACUUCCUCAAUGGAUCAUUAUCGUUCGUUGAUCUAACAUCAACCGAUACCGUUGAUAAUCUCGAGACGUGGCUAAGUGCAGCUGGGACCUACAUCGAAACAUGCAUCGACGGUCUUCAAAAUUCGACCGAAGCAAUCAAAACCCAAAUCACUGAUUCAUUGAAAAACUCUACUGAGUUCACUAGCAAUAGUCUGGCGAUUGUCACUGCCAUUUUCAACGUUGUGGAUUCAUUCAAGCUACGACGGCUGAUGGGCCACUCUCAUAGAGAAUAUCCAAGAUGGGUGUCAGUGAAAGAUCGUAAUCUACUUGAUAAAUCGGAUCCAAGAGCAAAUGCUGAUAUCGUGGUUGCUAAAGAUGGGUCCGGGAAAUACAAGACGAUCACGGCCGCUCUUAAGGCGGUCCCAGAUAAUAGUAAGGAUCGGACGGUGAUCUAUGUGAAGAAAGGGAUUUAUUAUGAGAAUGUGAGGGUUGAGAAGUCAAAAUGGAAUGUGAUGAUGAUCGGCGACGGUAUGAAUAAGACCAUUGUCUCCGGUAGUAAGAAUUUCGUCGAUGGGACGCCAACGUUCUCUUCGGCAACUUUCGCCGCCUUUGGCAAGGGCUUCAUCGCUCGGGACAUGGGAUUCCAGAACAACGCCGGCGCGAUCAAGCAGCAGGCAGUCGCCUUAAUGGCCAGCUCCGAUCAGUCAGUUUUCUUCCGAUGCAGCUUCGACGCGUUCCAAGACACGCUCUACACACACUCCCUCCGUCAGUUUUAUCGCGAGUGUGACAUCAUCGGGACCGUCGAUUUCAUCUUCGGCAAUGCAGCCGUCAUCCUCCAGAACUGUACAAUCCGUCCCAGGGUCCCGAUGCUGGGCCAGCAGGACACGAUCACGGCCCAAGGUAAGAUGGACCCGAAUCAGAACACGGGUAUUGUGAUACACAACUGCCAGAUCACGGCCUUUGGGAACCUUACAUCUGUUCAAACAUACCUUGGUAGGCCAUGGAAACCGUACUCGACGACAGUGUACAUCCAGUCCAUGAUGGGUGGGUUGAUCGAUCCAGAUGGAUGGUUGCCAUGGGUCGGAGAUUCUGCACCGGACACGAUCUUCUACUCUGAGUAUGGUAACUAUGGGCCCGGUUCGUCGACAAAAAAUCGGGUGAAAUGGAAGGGAUUAAGGAGUAUUAGCUCUAAGCAAGCUACUAAAUUCACUGUUAGCUCUUUUAUUAGUGGGGAUAAGUGGAUUUCAAAGGCAGGUGUUAGUUAUAAGGCUGGGAUUUGAGUUUCACUUUUUAAUCUUGAGGUGAUUGGUGCAAGUGGGGCCCAUAGUUAGAUGAUCUAGAGUGUUGAGUUGGAUGGUGGACAACCCUAAAAUCAUUAAGAAUGGAAGAUCCUAGCCAUCCAAUAAUUAGACUAUGUUCUGGACCAUUGGUGUGAUUUUUUUAUUUUUUUAUUUUUUUCUCUUAGACGUCUGUUCAUGGGCUACUUAUGAAAGGGUUAGGAUUUUCCAAUUUAUGAAAUUUCGGGCUGUCUCGCAUCGAUGAUGGGACCCCUCUGAUCAAUGAUUUGGAUCACCUAACCCUGGAGCCACUUGGGCACUAGUACGUCGGGACCUUUUUUUUUUUUUUUUGUAGUUUUGGUACGUGGGUCUAUUGUUAUUUUGGAAAAUUAUAUGUGAUUGAGUAUUGAUUAAUAUAAAUUGGAAUAAAAUAAUGAAGAGUUUUGUUAUAUGGGUUUGCAUUAUAAUUUUGAUCGGUUGUUUUUUUAUUUUAUUUGAUUUUUUUCUUUGGGGGGAGGCUGAGGGCCUGUUUGGGUGCUACUAAAAAAAAGUUCUAUCUCA